This is a messenger RNA of Octopus bimaculoides (California two-spot octopus), 4894 nucleotides long. Its product is annotated as tubulin alpha-3 chain. Gene Ontology annotation, biological process: microtubule-based process. Gene Ontology annotation, molecular function: GTP binding; structural constituent of cytoskeleton. Gene Ontology annotation, cellular component: microtubule. NCBI's taxonomy places the organism in Eukaryota, Metazoa, Mollusca, Cephalopoda, Octopoda, Octopodidae. The record is from RefSeq and is a predicted model, not a curated record.
UGUUUUUUACCUUUCUUAAAAAAUAUUCUGUUGUUUUCUGCUCAAGAUAGUUUAGAUGUUAAAUUUUCCACCACCAUCAUCAUCAUCAUAUUCACCGCAUUCAUCAUUCUCAGAAACAGCAACAAAGUCUACAUCAAUCACAUAAUAACAGUAAGUAACUAACAAUAAACACAAACAAAAACACAAAGAACACAAAGAAGAGCAGCUUCAACAAUAACAACAGCAACUACUAUAACAACAACAACCCUAAGAAAAACAAAAGAGAAAGACAUCUAAUUGUGGAACUGAAGCAACAAAUAAAUAUUUGAGAACGAGAAGAAAUAGAAGAAGAGUAGGAGUAGGAGGAGAAGUCUGAGGAGGAGAGAAAGAGAGAGAAAAAAAUAGGGGUUGUGGAAUUCUUUGAAAUAGUGAAGAAAAAGUCUGGAAACAUUAAGCCUGUGUGAGUUAGCAGUUCGUCCAAGAGUUACAAAAUGAGAGAGUGUAUCAGUAUCCACGUUGGACAGGCUGGAGUCCAGAUUGGUAACGCCUGCUGGGAACUCUAUUGUCUGGAACACGGAAUUCAACCGAAUGGCCAGAUGCCAGUCGAUACGUUUAUACCUGGAGGUGAUGAUUCCUUCAACACGUUUUUCCGUGAAACUGGUGCAGGAAAACACGUCCCUCGGGCUGUAUUUGUAGAUUUGGAACCAACAGUUGUCGAUGAGGUCCGUACCGGUCAGUACAGACAACUGUUCCACCCUGAACAACUCAUCACAGGAAAGGAAGAUGCAGCCAAUAACUACGCCAGAGGUCAUUAUACCAUUGGCAAAGAAAUUGUUGAUUUGGUUAUCGACCGAAUUCGCAAGCUGGCUGACCAAUGCACCGGACUUCAAGGUUUCCUCCUGUUUCACAGUUUCGGUGGUGGUACUGGUUCCGGAUUCACAUCUCUUCUUAUGGAACGUCUCAGUGUUGACUAUGGAAAGAAGUCUAAACUGGAAUUCUCCAUCUAUCCUGCCCCUCAAGUUUCAACUGCUGUUGUAGAACCAUACAAUUCUAUCCUGACCACCCAUACCACUCUUGAGCACUCUGAUUGUGCUUUCAUGGUUGAUAAUGAAGCCAUCUAUGAUAUCUGCCGAAGAAAUCUUGAUAUUGAUCGUCCCAGCUACACUAACUUAAACCGUUUAAUUGCUCAAGUUGUCAGUUCAAUCACUGCCUCUUUGAGGUUCGAUGGUGCUCUUAACGUUGAUCUGACUGAGUUUCAGACCAACUUGGUACCUUAUCCUAGGAUCCAUUUCCCAUUGGCUACUUAUGCACCAAUCAUUUCUGCUGAGAAAGCCUAUCAUGAACAACUGACUGUAGCUGAGAUUACAAACGCAUGUUUUGAACCAUCAAACCAGAUGGUUAAGUGUGACCCACGUCAUGGGAAAUACAUGGCCUGCUGUAUGUUGUAUCGUGGUGAUGUUGUACCAAAAGAUGUCAAUGCUGCCAUUGCAACUAUCAAGACAAAGAGGUCAAUCCAGUUUGUUGACUGGUGUCCAACUGGCUUCAAGGUUGGUAUCAAUUACCAACCACCAACUGUUGUUCCAGGAGGUGACCUUGCAACAGUCCAACGUGCCGUGUGCAUGUUGAGCAACACCACAGCAAUUGCUGAAGCUUGGGCUCGUCUUGAUCACAAGUUUGAUCUGAUGUAUGCCAAGCGUGCUUUCGUUCACUGGUAUGUGGGAGAAGGUAUGGAAGAAGGUGAGUUUUCUGAAGCUCGUGAGGAUUUGGCAGCUCUGGAGAAGGACUAUGAAGAGGUUGGAAUAGACUCUCCAGAUGUUGAAGAAGAAGAACAAGAAGAAUACUAAAUAAACACCAGAAGCCAUGCAUCGUGCCGUCGAGGGGUUUUGUUAAACUUAAGUGGAAACAACAAAAACUAUUUUUUAGACAAAUAUAACUUUUAUGGAAUUUCCAUAUCAUCAUAGAACUGUUAUUGCGGAGCUGUUACUAUUGAAAUGUCAUCAUACUGCUAUAAACUCAGAAAUGUCUGCAUGCGGCUCUGUCAUAAUAACGUCAUCAAAGACUAUCAUUUUCCAAUUGUCGUCACAGAGAAUUCAUCAUUUCUUUGCCAUUGUACUGUCACAACUGAGCUGUAGCAGUACAAUGCUUUCAUAUCAAAGAGCUAUCGUGUAAAAAGUGUCAUAACAUAGCUAUCAUGACGGCUCUGUUAUCACAGAGUUGACAUAUGUAACAGCACUGUCAUUACAGAACCGUCAAACUAAGAAGCCUUAUCACACGGCUGUCACUGUCAUGACAGAGUUGUCAUAACUAAUAGCUGUCAUGACAGAGCUGCCGUGCUAAUAAGUGCCAACACAUGACUAUCAUACCGCCACUGUCGUGACAGGGUUGUCAUAACUAACAACACUGUCAUCACAACUGACGUUAGAAUUCUAAUUUCAGAAAUGUCAGCAUGAAGCUGUUACCAUAAUGAUUCCAUGGCUCAGCAAUCACUGAAAAGCUGAUAUUACAAAGCUGUCAUAACAAAACUGCUAUCACAGGGAUGUUAUAACAGAAGUGUUAUGUCACUGCUGUCUUCACGAAGCUCUCAUUAUAGAGCAACUAUUACAAUGGUGACAUGACAGAGUUGUGUGAGGAGUAUGUAUGCCAUAAAAUGUUCAGGCUCGUAUCCAUAUCGACUUUCAGAAAGGCAGCCCUUUGAGCCGUGAAGGCAAUAAUCUUCAUAAUCUCGUUCGAAAUCGAAGCCCAUAUCUAUAAACAUAGCUACUACUACUACUACUACUACUACUACUACUACUACUACAGUUGGGGACAAGAGAGUCAAUACUAAACAACGAUCUUUCCGAGUUCGGGCAUUGAAAACUAAAGGAAAGAAUUCAAAGAAUCUCUAUAUUUGGAAAAUAACAUUGUUUUGAAAAUGAAUGUUAUAAUUAGCAAUAUUCAAAAAAGAAAGGGAAAUGUUCGUAAAUAGAAAUCUAUUAGACCAGUUAUCAUGUUAAAAGUUGAUAGAAGAUUUUGAUAUGUUCUAUAACAGUUUUUUAUCAUGUGUCUGCUCGAUCAGAAGUGGUUUGGGGUUAAAAAAAAUAAUAACAGCAAACUCCUCGAGAGAACCUCUAGCAGCCAAAUUUUCCUCAAAUCCCACUACAUUGUAUUAGGAAACGAAAGGACCAUUAGAUAAUCAGGGUGCUGUUUGUCAUAACUAUACUUGAUCGAGGUUUACUUAGAGCUAAGCAACAACAAAAUACGCGUGACUAUCUGAGUGGUCGUUUGAUCUGUUGGAAAUGGUCACCAAGACCUUCCUCAUACCGCAUCCUACCGACUUAAAAAAGGGAGGACAAGUCUGAAAACUACUAUGAGAUGCAUGGUGCCUUAAGAUUUAAAACUUCUUCAUGUUCUGUAAGUAGGGCAGGUUAGCUAAUCUCACUGAGAUUAUCCUACCCUUGUGCUAUUUAUACCCAUACAACACAUUGUUAUUGUUUCGUUCCAUGUUAACCUUAAUCGAGAAAAUAUAAUUAUGAGCAUCUCAGCCAUGAUUUUUUUACAGAUAACAUGGACGUAAACUAUAUUAUACAAUGAGACCACUUUUUAAGUCGGUUGAGUGUGACCCGAGGAGGAUUUGGCUGCUAUUCUUAAUAGGUCUAGCGAACAUGAAAAGACUUUUGGAAGCCAGUGAAAAUGUCGUGAACUUUACAGAAGUGUAGCAGCUCAACAGCUGCGAACUGUUCCUAGUUACAGCUAAGCGGAAAUAUUCUUUUCCCUUAGGAGAAACCACAAUCAAUCGAUUAGUUAAUUACUUAAUUUGUUAACUAGUUGACAAGUAAUAAUAAAAGAAUCAAAAUAUUAGUGCUGUAUGCGUUUUAUUGAUAAAAUGGCGCUCCCAAGGUACUUAUGUUUCAAGACACGAUUGCACAUCAGUAAUAUUGCUAAGCAAAUACAAAGACGAGAUAGGUAGAAAUGAUUAGUGAGAUUUUUUUUUUUCUUUUUUAAUGUUUGGGUCUCGGUAAGAAAGGUCAUUUGCUGCAUGAAAAGCAAAGUGAAUGCUAGCAUACUGAUUCAAACUCCAUUAAAUUAAAAUUUUGGAGUUGCUUCCCCUGUUUCUUAGACUGAAUUGUAUCUUGGGUGUAAUAUUUCAUGGUUUACUAUAUCAUGUAAGGUAGUACCCUUUUGAGAGCUAGAUGUGUUAAGCAAUUCUACAGUGCAGUGCGGAUGACUAGAAUCCAUUCAGCCAUUCAUGGCUCUCAAAAUUCCUGCUUAAACUGAGAUAAAGUUUUAGAUUUCAUAGUUUGGGGCCGCUACAGAAUGUUGUUGUCUGUUUUUGUUUUGUUUCAUUUUCUUGCUCGAAACAUCGACUUAAUCACUGCAAUAUAUGAUAAAUAAAAUAAACAGGAAAACUCUAAUUAAACAAUGCGUAAUUAAUUAAUUUGUACGAGGUUAUAAAUACGGGAAUGAGCUGUUGAGAGUGCUGCAAGUGUGGUAGCGUAUUUGAUUAAAGGCUCCCCCCGCCCUACCCCUCCUUCAAAGCAAACUUUUCACUUGAUAUAAAGCCAAGUCUCGCAAGGAACUCGCUCCUUGUUUUUUUUUUGUUUUUUUGUUUUUUUACCUCAUGCUUUUCUUUCUCGUUAUGUCAUGUCCAUGCUUAUAUCAAACAUACAAAUAUGUUCAAUAAAUAAUGAUAUUUUUGUCUGUAUACAUGAAAAUUGUUUUUACAAUAAAAAAAAUUGGUUUUCUUUUUUUUUUGUUUUUUAACAUUUUUUUUAAAAAUAAAUUCACAUAAAAUAAAGUGGGGGUAAACUACUAUUAAAUAAUAGGAAAAUUUCAGGAAUUAAAAUUUCCAUUUGUGAUAUUGUGGAGAAUAUUGCACGCAUCUAAACAAUAUAAUCACAACAAACAUCUUUUGAAUAAAAUUUGGUCUUUUUGUUUA